AUGCUCACGAAUGUAACAGCCAGACCUCAGCUAAAUGCAUGCAUGGUGAAAAGUGAGACGAAAGACAACUCUCUAGUGCCUCAGUCAAACCUGGAAUCUGAAAGCGUGAAGCAAAGACACCGCGAGGUCGACAAAUGUCUAGAUGAAGAUGAACUACGGCACGAGCCCUGGCAAGAGCCCCACCCUUUGUCAACCACAACCACAUUGAGUUUAGAGUUGCCGACAUGGCCCCAAAUCAAGAGACUCCAACGUUACUACUACAACAUCUACAAACAACUAACUCAAAAACUAAACCAUUUAAUUUACUUGACAAAACUCCAGGAACUAUCCUCUGCACCAACCACGGCUAGUUUAGCAAAUCGGAUAACUGAAAUUCAAAAAGACAUGUCCGUGCCCAGUUCACUUCCCCAGUUAUAUGAGUUCUUGUAUUUAGCCAAUCAAGAAACCAAAACCGCCGACUUGCUCAAUCGCUACUUGAUGCUCGUCAACCCGAUCCAGAAAGCAAUACACUAUGCCGAGUUGAACACGCCCGAGUCGCAAAUCUUGCACUACUUGAAUCAGCUAUACGAUGGAGACGAGAGUUUGGUAAGCAAGUUACAAGAGAUCAAGUUAAAGCAACGCCGAGGCGAAAUGCCCUUGUAUCCAUAUGAAAGUUCACACGAGACGAAACGGGAAAAACAACAGAUUCGAGACUUGAUCCGCGAGAUCCGAGGGUUGAACAACAGCAUUGCUGAUCUUGAACCACAGGCUCAAGCCAAAAGUGCACGUUACAAGAGCGAGUUGCGGUCUAGUUGGAGUGAGAUGGACCGUUUGUGCCUUUUGAUUAUUGGGUUGAUCUCAAGCUUACCUUUCCAAUGGUAUGAUGCCGCCGUUGACGGUGGUGGAGCCAUGGCUCAAAUUUUGGUGGAAUUGAAUGGCCUAAGACGGAAAUUGGAGGCGUAUCAAGAAGACAUUGUGGAUGUGGAUGUGGACAAACUUUUGCGGGAAUAA
Messenger RNA from Lodderomyces beijingensis, 990 nucleotides. NCBI's taxonomy places the organism in Eukaryota, Fungi, Ascomycota, Pichiomycetes, Serinales, Debaryomycetaceae. The record is from the annotation of a GenBank genome assembly.